UUACGUUGAUGCUUUGUCGUUGCUGUGUCGUUACCAGUGGUCGACGGUAUGCAGCCGUACCUACAUGAGAGCUCUCAUCAGAUCUGUCUUCAUGGCCGGCGUCAUGGCCGGUUGCAUCGUUAUGGGCAUGAUAUCAGACAAAUUCGGUAGAAAGAAGGUGAUCAUUGUCUCGUGCAUGGCGAAUAUUGCGAUGAGCGCUCUGGUCGCGUUAUCGGCCAGCUACACCAUGUACAUAACGUUACGAUUCCUUCUCGGUGCUACGUGCGCUGGAAUCUACGUUGUCGCCUACACAUUGUCGAUGGAGUUCAUUGGACCGAGCAAGAGGAACGUAGUCGGCAUGAGCAUGUCGCUGCCAUUCACGUUGGCUAUCGCUCUACUCAGCAUCACUGGUUACUUCCUCACGCAGUGGAGAGCCUUCCAAGUCGCCAUCUCCCUACCUUUAGUCCCCUGCUUGAUCGCCACGAGGUUCCUAGACGAAUCCGCCAGAUGGCUCCUCGUGCAUAAGAGGAAGGAAGAAGUGAUAGACAUCAUAGAGACGGCUGCCAAAAUGAACAAAGUCGUCAUUCCUGACGCAAUAUAUGCUGAGACGAACAACAUUGAAGUCAGCGAGCUGACCAGCCAGGCGACGCUUAAAGAUCUGCUAGCGUCGAGAGUCAUCUUACGACUCACCCUCAACCUGUGCUGCAGCAU
Molecule: messenger RNA, 690 nt
Organism: Priapulus caudatus
Lineage: Eukaryota; Metazoa; Priapulida; Priapulimorpha; Priapulimorphida; Priapulidae
Product: organic cation transporter protein-like
Exons: 5
Biological process (GO): transmembrane transport
Cellular component (GO): membrane
Molecular function (GO): transmembrane transporter activity
Source: RefSeq, a predicted model, not a curated record